This is a messenger RNA of Salvia hispanica, 578 nucleotides long. RefSeq names its product photosystem I reaction center subunit N, chloroplastic-like. Lineage: Eukaryota; Viridiplantae; Streptophyta; Magnoliopsida; Lamiales; Lamiaceae. Gene Ontology annotation, biological process: photosynthesis. Gene Ontology annotation, cellular component: chloroplast photosystem I. The record is from RefSeq and is a predicted model, not a curated record.
CAUUUCCCCAUAAUCCCAAAAUCCAUCUCUAAUGGCAGCCAUGAACUCUGGUGUUUUGGCUUGCAACUACGCCAUCUCCGGCGCUGAGCUCAACUCCAAAGUCAGCUCUCUGCCCUCUGUUGCCACUCCAACAGCACCGGCUCCGAGGCUGCCUGUCAUCAGGGCCCAGCAGUCCAGUGAGUCAGGCAGGAGAGCUGCCAUUUUCGGCCUUGGCGCCGCCCUCUUCACCGCCGUUGCUGCUUCCAGCGCCAACGCUGGCGUCAUCGAUGAUUACUUGGAGAAGAGCAAGGCUAACAAGGAAUUGAAUGACAAGAAGAGGCUGGCCACCAGCGGUGCCAACUUCGCACGCGCCUUCACCGUUCAGUUUGGCACGUGCAAGUUCCCCGAGAACUUCACCGGAUGCCAGGAUCUUGCCAAACAGAAGAAAGUUCCAUUCCUUAGUGAAGAUCUAGCCUUGGAGUGUGAAGGGAAAGACAAGUACAAGUGUGGCUCUAAUGUGUUUUGGAAAUGGUGAAAUGUAUAUGAGCUUACUACAAUGUGUAUCUAGUUUGUGCUUCAAGAAAUUCAUUUUCUGAAUA